This is a messenger RNA of Aspergillus pseudonomiae, 282 nucleotides long. RefSeq lists its product as uncharacterized. The transcript has a single exon. The record is from RefSeq and is a predicted model, not a curated record. The coding region runs from base 1 to 282 and encodes 93 amino acids. NCBI's taxonomy places the organism in Eukaryota, Fungi, Ascomycota, Eurotiomycetes, Eurotiales, Aspergillaceae.
AUGGCCAACUCUACCUCUUCUGUAAUGCGACCAAACGUCCUACAAUCGUUGGAACGAGCCAGGAAUUGUGAAGAGAAUGAUGAUGAUCGCAUUAUCCUUGAUAAUGCUGUCACGGAGCUAUGGCGAAGGGUUCAGAGUCAACCGGACACUUAUGUGUUUACCCCAGAUGAAUUCGCUCUCUUCAACUAUUUUAUCGCCCGUUUUCAGGGUUCGCUUGUCACUCGAGGAGCAGUGGCGCGAUUUUGGGACAAUUAUCGGCGAAACGGCUCAGGUCUGGACUGA